UGGAUGCAGAAUUAAAGAGGAACAGUGUCUCAUCCUGACUUCAGCUCUGAAAUCAAACCCAUCACACCUGAGAGAACUGAACCUGAGCUGGAAUAAACUAGGAGACUCUGGAGUGAAAAACCUCAGUGAUCUACUGAUGAACACACAAUGCAAGCUGGAGAAACUACAUCUGUGUGGAUGCAGAAUUACAGAGGAACAGAGUCUGAUCCUGACUUCAGCUCUAAAAUCAAACCCAUCACACCUGAGAAACCUGAACCUGAGCAGGAAUACACUAGGUCACUCUGGAUUUGAAAACCUCAGUGAUCUACUGAUGAACCCACAAUUCAAGCUGGAGAAACUAGAUCUGUGGAGAUGCAAUAUUACAGAGAAAUGGUGUCUCAUCUUGACUUCAGCUCUGAAAUCAAACCCAUCGCAUCUGAGAGAACUGAACCUCAGUGGGAAUAAAAUAAAAAACACACAAGUGAAUCGCUUAUGUGGCAUAUUAAAGGAUUCACACUGUAAACUGGAGAGAUUGGGAUUAAGUGACUGUGAAAUGACAGAUGAAGGUUGUUCUUCUGUAACUUCAGCUCUGAAAUCAAACCCAUCACACCUGAGAGAACUGAACCUGAGUGGGAAUGAACUAGGAGACACUGGAGUGAAAAACCUCUGUGAUCUACUGAUGAACACACAAUUCAAGCUGGAGAAACUAGAUCUGUGGAGAUGCAGUAUUACAGAGAAACAGUGUCUCAUCCUGACUUCAGCUCUGAAAUCAAACCCAUCACACCUGAGAGAACUGAACCUGAGUGAGAAUAAACUAGGAGACUCUGGAGUGAAAAACCUCAGUGAUCUACUGAUGAACACACAAUUCAAGAUGGAGAAACUAAAUCUGUGGAGAUGCAGUAUUACAGAGGAGCAGUGUUUCAUCCUGACUUCAGCUCUGAAAUCAAACCCAUCACACCUAAGAGAACUGGACCUCAGCGGGAAUGAACUAGGAGACUCUGGAGUGAAAAACCUCAGUGAUCUACUGAUGAACACACAAUUCAAGCUGGAGAAACUAGAUCUGUAUAGAUGCAGAAUUACAGAGAAACAGUGUCUCAUCCUGACUUCAACUCUGAAAUCAAACCCAUCACACCUGAGAGAACUGAACCUCAGUGGAAAUCAACUAGGAAACUCUGGAGUGAAAAACCUCAGUGAUCUACUGAUGAACCCACAAUGCAAAAUGAAGAAAUUAAAUCUGUGUUUAUGCAGUAUUACAGAGAAACAGUGUCUCAUUCUGACUUCAGCUCUGAAAUCAAACCCAUCACACCUGAGAGAACUGAACCUGAGCUGGAAUCAAAUAAAAAACACAGGAGUGAAUCACUUAUGUGACGUACUGAAGGAUUCACACUGUAAACUGGAGAGAUUGAGUCUUUAUAAGUGUGGCAUUACAGAUGUUUCUUCUUUAACUCAGUCUUUGACAAACACAAAAGCACUGCAGUUUCUAAAAGAGCUUGAUUUGAGAAACAAUAUGAUUGGAGACUCAAAGCAGCAGCUCAUUGAUGUGCUACGAGACUCAAACUGUACCCUGAGUGUAGAUUGAACUCUGUCAGGCACUUCUGCUGAUGGAUCUCUAUCAGAAGAUAUGCCUGAAGUUUAAUCACCAAAAGAUGAUAAAUGCUGUAUAUCAUAAUUUGAAGUGGUCUUGAGAGGAGCAGUAAACAUCAGGUGAGGAUCCACAGAAGAGCUUCACUACUGUGUCUAUGAGGAGAAAGAAAUGUGUGAUAAAUGUGUGAAUGUGAUCCAUACAGGUGAAGAGACUCAGACUUUACAAUCAAAUAAUGCAGCAUGUGUGUUAGAAACAUGUGAUAUUGAAUGAUUAACGUUGCUUUAGUAUUCAAGUGAUCAUUUUGUUUAAUUUAAAGCUGGAACAGAAGAGGAAGAAGCUCAGAUGAGUCUGUCUGGCUCUUCAGUUUAAUACUAUUUGCAUUAAACUCAUCCAUAAUGAUUCAGAUCUUUAAAUGUGAUUGUCAAGUGAAGCACUUAAAUGUAUCAAAAGAUCUAAAGCAAAUCUACUAUGUGAAAUUUCCAUGUUACUUAAAACAUUUACCUGAUCUCUCUUACUUUUUAUACACAUUGUUAUUCUAUUUAAUUUUAUAUUAAGUUAAAUAUGUGUCUGUGUUUGACCGAUUAAUUGAUUAAAACAAGAGUUUUCACACACAGUGAGUUUGCGCUGAACUGACAGCUUCAGUGUCUCAGUUUGAAGAAAAGUUUGUUUUUAAUGAAACUUUGUGACUUUUCCUGACAGAAAUAUAUGACAGGAAUAUAUUUUUAAAUGUUAUUAUGAUUUCAAUAUUCUUGUCUAUGGUGGAAGUUUAAUGUUUUUUUUUAGAUUUUAAAAUUAAAGUUUUUGUUUACUUUUGUUUACAAAUUUACUUUUAGUUUCACAAAUGAGGACAAUCUUUGAAGAAUGAACAA
Messenger RNA from Labeo rohita (rohu), 2433 nucleotides. RefSeq names its product ribonuclease inhibitor. Bases 137 to 1558 code for a protein of 473 amino acids. Lineage: Eukaryota; Metazoa; Chordata; Actinopteri; Cypriniformes; Cyprinidae. The transcript has 10 exons. Gene Ontology annotation, molecular function: protein binding. The record is from RefSeq and is a predicted model, not a curated record.